This is a messenger RNA of Solanum tuberosum (potato), 1264 nucleotides long. RefSeq lists its product as uncharacterized. NCBI's taxonomy places the organism in Eukaryota, Viridiplantae, Streptophyta, Magnoliopsida, Solanales, Solanaceae. The transcript has 6 exons. The record is from RefSeq and is a predicted model, not a curated record. Bases 174 to 944 code for a protein of 256 amino acids. Gene Ontology annotation, biological process: gravitropism; regulation of growth.
CCUGGAUUCUUCUCCCUUCCCAUCUCUAUAUAAAAGGGCAAGAUGCAUAUCUUCCUUUGGCUUAAGAGAUUUGUGUAUAAAUUUUUCCAAGCCCACUCUUGACACUAAUAAACAUCUCUUCCUCUGUAGCUAGCUAGAUUAAAGAGUUGUCAAAAGUCUAUCCUUCCAUUAACAUGAAAAUUUUUAGUUGGAUUCAAACCAAGAUUAAUGGAAAACAAAGUACUUAUAAGUCAAAUCCAGUGGCGGUCACGCAUCAUAUGUUGCAUCAAUCAUGCAAAGAAGAAUUCAGUGACUGGCCUAAUGAACUACUUGCUAUUGGUACAUUUGGAAGUUGGAAAAAUGAUGGUAAUUUGAAACAACAAGAUCAAAGUCUUACAGUUGAAGAAGUUGGACAACUUCACAAUGAACUAAAACAUCUAUUUCCUGAUCAUGAAGAAAGUAAUCCUCUUUCAGCCAAGAUAGGAUCAAAAAAGGAUCUUGACAAAUUCUUUGACUGUCUUCAGAACUUGGUAGAUGAUGAUCACAGAGUUAUUGAAAAUAAUAAAGAGAACAUUUUCGAACGGAGUAAUAGUACUCUUGUUCAUGUUAGAAGCCAAGAACAAUCUUCCCAAUUGGAGAACAUUAGCAAGAAAUCUUUGUCAUAUCUCCUAAAGAAGACAUUGUUCUGCAGCGCGGGAUUCGCAGCCCCUUUGAGGGAUCCAGUACUUCCACAGUCCAAAAUUGAGAAAUCAAGGAUGGAAAAGAUUCUGAGGGCUAUAUUACACAAAAAGAUAUAUCCUCAAGCAAGCAGUCCAAGGGGUACUACCACAAGAAAGAGAUACAUAGACAAUAUAUGUAUGAUUGAGAGUGAUACUGAUCAAGACAACGAAGCAUUUGACAGUACUGUGAAGAAUGGGAGCAAAUGGGAUAAGUCAGAUUCUGAUUUCAUUGUACUAGAGAUAUGAUUGGCUUCUUAUAGCCAGUUCUUGAAAAGAUCAUGAGAUUGAUUUCUGUUUCAUUUGGAUUUGCAAAAUUCAGAUUCUUCUCAAGUUUUUUUUUUUUUUGGAAUAGUAGUCUUCCAUCUGUUGGUGUUAUAUGAUCAUCAGAAGUACAUAUUUCACUUGAUUUUUGCCAUGACUAGAUAAGGAUAUCUGUUUUUGUCAUGGUUGGAAAAGUUCAUCUACUGAAGUUUCAAUAAGAGGGGAAGAUUUGUAAUCUUAAUUAGCCAAGUGAAUGAGAAAUUGGAAUUAAUGUUACUUUGAUGCAAUAGUCUUUCCUAGUUGUA